This is a messenger RNA of Bemisia tabaci, 8062 nucleotides long. It is a transcript of the gene sgg, whose product is annotated as glycogen synthase kinase 3 beta homolog shaggy. Gene Ontology annotation, molecular function: protein serine/threonine kinase activity; ATP binding. Gene Ontology annotation, cellular component: axon; cytosol; nucleus. The record is from RefSeq and is a predicted model, not a curated record. Lineage: Eukaryota; Metazoa; Arthropoda; Insecta; Hemiptera; Aleyrodidae. Gene Ontology annotation, biological process: negative regulation of canonical Wnt signaling pathway; positive regulation of proteasomal ubiquitin-dependent protein catabolic process; regulation of microtubule cytoskeleton organization.
UCCCCCCCUAGCACAGGUCACUGUGUUAGUCCCAAUCAAUUUACAUUUUUCAAUCACUUUCUCGAGGCAUUCCCCCUUUUCUUUACUUCCUUUUACUUUCGAAAAUCUGCAAAUUUCUCUCCAAAUUUGUGCUAUCCUCUGAAUUGUACAGCUGCCAAUUGAAUUUUUCUCUCUCGCUGAAGUUAUAACUCGUCUAUUUUUUGCCCUCUCCCAACCAUGUCUGAAAUCAAGUGAUCAAAAUUAGCUUCUUAGUUUUCUUUUAAGUUUUUCCCACGCUUCAUUCUAUCGUUUAAGGUUUUGUCAAUGGCAGCAAUCGGAUUUUUUUUUAAAAUCAACAUCAAAUUGUGUCCUGCUUUGUUAAAGUCCAUUUUUCAUCAAGCCUCAAUUUAAACGGUGGAUUCACCAAUGCCCUUUCUGUUUUGUGGUGUCCUUCCAUGCUUUUACACGGUGUGAAGUAUGAAAUCUUUGAGUGAAAUGUCCUCUGAUAUCCUGCAUAAAUCUUUAUCGGAUUCUCUAACUAUCACUGAAGGUAAAGAUGGGAGCAAAAUGUCGACAGUUGUUGCAACACCAGGUCAAGGACCGGAUAGACCGUUAGAAGUUUCUUAUACUGUAAUUAGGGUAAUCGGAAAUGGAAGUUUCGGAGUCGUAUAUUCGGCGAAGCUCUGUGAAACUAAUGAGAUGAUUGCUAUUAAAAAAGUACUCCAAGACAAACGUUUUAAAAAUCGGGAGCUACAAAUAAUGAGACGUCUAGAACAUUGUAAUAUAGUUAAAUUAAAAUACUUUUUCUACUCCAGCGGUGAUAAGAAAGAUGAGGUUUACCUGAAUUUAGUGUUGGAGUUUAUUCCUGAAACUGUAUAUAAAGUGGCCAGACAUUACAGUAAAACCAAACAAAUUAUACCUAUUAGUUUUAUCAAGUUGUAUAUGUAUCAGUUAUUCCGAAGUUUAGCGUACAUUCAUGCGUUAGGAAUAUGUCACCGAGAUAUUAAACCUCAAAAUUUAUUGUUGGAUCCUGAGACUGGGGUGCUGAAGUUGUGUGACUUUGGAUCAGCAAAACAUCUAAUCAAAGGAGAGCCAAAUGUGUCCUAUAUUUGUUCUCGCUACUACCGUGCACCAGAACUCAUUUUUGGUGCUAUUGAUUACACCACAAAAAUUGAUGUCUGGAGUGCAGGUUGUGUCCUAGCAGAGUUACUACUUGGCCAGCCAAUAUUCCCUGGUGAUUCUGGUGUUGACCAGUUAGUCGAAAUCAUCAAAGUUCUUGGCACACCGUCAAAAGAAGAAAUACAUAUGAUGAACCCAAAUUAUACUGAAUUUAAAUUUCCGCAGAUCAAAUCACAUCCUUGGCAAAAGGUUUUCAGAGUACGCACGCCCCCAGAAGCAAUUGAUUUAGUCUCACGGUUGUUAGAAUAUACUCCUCAUGUGCGUAUCUCUCCGCUACAAGCCUGCGCUCAUGCAUUUUUUAACGAGUUACGAGAACCAAAUACACGAUUACCCAAUGGCCGAGACCUACCCCCACUUUUUAACUUUUCAGAUUUUGAGUUGAAAAUCCAACCGAAUCUGACUUCUGUCCUAAUCCCUCGUCAUAUCGCUGAGAACUCUGCUGGUGGCACCAACGAAGUAGGAGCAGAAAUUGCACCAACAACCUCAGGGACAGAAGCAACGACUGCCCAGCCAGACAGCACAUCUUCGUCGCACUCUGCCAGUCCAUUACAGUCCAAUGACAUGGCUUAAACAUUCUCAAGGUGCCAAGCUGCAGAGUCUCUCUUAUCCUGAAGCUGUGACUUCCUGUUGAAAUCUUCAGAGGUGCAUGAUACUUUACCUCAUAAUUGAAUUCGAAGAUCCUCCUCUUUUAUUUUUCUCUUCUCUUUAUUUAUUCUUUUUUAAUAAAAAAAAAAAUCUAAAAAUCCUUGAACAUAUACAUAUAUAAAUAUUUAUAUAUUUAUGUAUAAAUACAUAAAUAAAAAAUAGAUUGUAUGAUUUUAAAUUUUGUGUAGGUCUUAACAGGUAUUAUGUAUCCAUAGAAACUCCUUUUAAUGUCUACUAAAAAGAUGAUGAUAUCUAUUGAAUAAUCAUAAUUUUAUCACCUCUGGAGGUGUUUUACUCAAUCAUCCUCUGUAUUGCAAUUUUUAAUUUUUGAAAUUAAAAAAUCAGUUGAUUACUGAUCCUGCAGUCUAGAUCACAUUAAGUACUUGGAUUUUACGAUCUCGUCUUAGUGAGUUUUCUAUUAUCGUGUGUGUUUCCGUACUCGCAUGAUGUGUUUGCGUUUUUACAUGUUAUCUCUCUCUAAAAUGGAGAUGCUGGUGCCUUUUUAAGCUCUCUUGAGUGGAGAGGCAUUUCUGCUAGGUUGGCUUCACACAAUGAGCCAGAGUUACAAGUAUUGUGACAGCAUUUUGAAUCAAUUCGCUGUCAGUGUGAUCUAAAAGAAAAUGCAUGUUAGAACUUCAAUCAAAUCUGAAUUCCAAGGAAGUUCGCAAAUGAUUAAAUCAGCUUUAAUAUUAUUUUUUCUUAUACUUAGGACCACAUAUUAUACAUAGAUUGUGUAAAUUGUUCGCCAAAAGGUUGAUUAUGGAAAAAAAGCUUCCUUAAUCUUUCUGAUACACACUGUUUCAACUUCUGAGAGUGAUAAAUUUAUUUAUCAGAAACAAGGAUUCAUUUCAACUGUCAAUUGAAGUUGAGAUCAUUCAAUUGUAAUUCGUGUAAUUUUGCCUGGUUCCUGUAAUUUGAUUCAUUAAUUGUGAAGUUGACUCUUUCCAAUGGAAGGACUCUCUUCUCCUACAGGAACUUAAGUCACACAGAAAAUUUGACUUUUAUAUGGGAGUAGACCAAAUAUUUGGUUUGAAGGACCAAUUUUUCUGUUAUCUAUCCUCUGUAACUGUGUAAGGGCACAUGGGUAGCCAAAUAUAGGGCAGCUUUAAGCGCAAAUACAUCCGUGUGUGCAUACGUGUACAUUUUUGCUUAAUUUCUCUGUUCAUGUAUUUCUUUUAAGCGUUGACUUUGUAAAUACUGACCAGUCUCUGAAUUUCAGUUGAAAACAGUGAUGAGGUGCUUUUGCACCAAAUAUUCAGUCAGGUCAAAUCAAGAGUUCGUUAGGAAUUGAUUAUAUCGUUGGAAAUAAAUGUACAUUAGGCUUUUUUAAUUAUUGCUAUUAUCAUUCUUAUUUUUAUUUAUUAUUACUCUAUUAUUAUUUUUUUAUUUUUUCCCGUCAAUAAAUUAUUGGCGUUUGACAAAAUGCUUGUAGUUGAACCUAAUUUUUUUUUCUUUUUUUUCUUCAGAAUCUUCAAAAAAAUAUUGCCCUUUCGUUAAAUCACCUCAAAAGCGCAAUGUUCUUUUCUUGUUUUUUGUUCUAAGAUAUAUCUUGGGGAUUUGUUAACCUUACACCAAGGCUUAAGUUAGAAAUUUUUAGGAUAACUUUUCUCUGUUUGAAAAUAAACUGAAUUCCUGCCAUGAAAAUUUAAAAAAACUCAAUCUUUUCCAAUAGUUCUCUUCAAUCUGAAAAAAUGCUAAGGUUCUCUGGUUAAUCUAUGGAAACAUAUUUUAUUUUCUCAUGUGUCAUUAAUUUUGUCAUUAAAAUUAAUUGAUCAAAAGCAUUUUUCAUCCAAGAAAAAUUGCUCUUGUUUUAAUGACCCAUUGCCAGCUUAGUCAAUUCUAAAAAAAAAAAAAAAUAAACCUCUCUGAAUCACUUUUUAUAUUUACCGAAAUUACUCUCCCUAGCAAUGAAUUGCCUUGAAUUUAAAAAAAAUUCAAGAGUUCAUACAAUUCAAUAUUAUCAAACAACUCAAUGAAAGUAACUUUUCCUGUCUUCACCUCCAUGUUUGGAUUUCAUUUUGCACUAAGGAACCACUAUUUCUGGCUCAUCCAUGCAAACACCUGUCUGUACAUAUAGGGAAACCAAUAGCACAUACACUAUUUCUGCAACCAGUCGUAAAUAGUAGCUCCUCACUGGUGCAAAAUAUAGUCCAUUAAAAAAUAGUAAUGAAGUUCUGUUAUCUUGGUAUCAUCCCUUCUCUUGAAAUUACCUUGUAUAUAUUUACUAAAAAACAAAAACAAAAUUCGCACAUUCUUCACAGACUUACCAUAUAGUCAGUAUCUAUACGUAAACAUGUAAUGACUACUGAGAAAAAAGUUUGAAGUGUCCGUAUCAUCUUUAUUAUUACGAGUGAAAAUGUGUUGAAAUCCAAGGUACUGACUUGACAGUAUCAGAGAAUAAAAUUAGAAAGAAUCAUACCUAAAAUUUACCAUUUCCAACCUUCGGAUUUUAAGUUACAGCUUAAAAUCGCUGUCAGUAUGCAAACUACAUCAAAAUGAAUGUUCUAUGAUUAAGUUCAGCUGUAAUGACUUUCAUUGCUUCACCGUAACCUUUUUUCAGUCAGUCAUCAUGUAAUAAGGCAGUUAAGUCCAGCAGCCUAACUUUUCAAACUAUUUUUGACUUUGUUGGCCUUAUAAGACAUUGCCUAAUAUGUGCUGUGUAAUAUAUUUGUUUUCAAUGUCUUGUCGAGUAACUUUAACAAUGAAGCUGCAGGAAGGAUAUGCCUUUUUACAUGUGCUUCUUUUUCUCAGUUUUAAAUUAGAGAACCGAAAUAAGCAUGUUCUCAAGUCGCCUCUAAAUGAUUUUUAAAAGCCAAAGGAAACUUGUCUAUUUGAGAUUGUUAGAACCACUAUUGAACUGCAUGCUCCUUUCUGUCAGGAAAUGACGUGUCAGCAAACUUCAACUUGAAGAGUAGGAAAUGCAGGAACUUAAACAUGAAAAGUUAGCCAUGAAAAAACUUGACCGUCAAAAUGAUAACAUACUCUCGUGGAGAAAAGGGUUUAAGAACAGUGAGUUUACUCAGAAAAUUUGACUUAAAAUUCUAUCAGUGUAUCUGUCCUUAAUUCUACCACCAUUCAUUGGCGUGAAAGACUUCCAUAAAUUCAGCCGUAUAUUUUUUCUCUACAAAUUCUGCUGCCAUUAUAAUUCUGAAUUCCAACUGAAAUGGACAUGUCAUUAAAACUUCAUCUUGGGCCUCACUUUUCAUCAUUGUUUAAUGAACUUAUCUCUGCAAUUUUGUAGGAAAAAUUAUACCGAAUAUUUCAAAUUAAUUCAUUGAACAUUUUUCUCUAAUUGACACAUUAUGAAUUUCUAUCUGAUAUCGCAAAAAGUGACUUCUGUUCUGAAUUGAAAAUUAUGAAUCAAGAUUAGUGAUAGAAUUUCCUCUCAGGAUAGAUGAAAAUUCCAAGUUCCUUAGACAUAUUUCUGCUCCAUAAACUAUUUCUCAACCUCAGUAGCAAGACUAGGUGCUGGAUGUGUAGCCCUUCUCCUUGCUGAAUAAUUUUCAGUCUAGCUCUUGCCAAGUAUGAUAGUUUUAUUUGAUCUUUUUUUGGUAAAUAUGUUGAUUCAUUAAAGGAUAUUUUAAAGUUUUUAUUUUCCAUCGUAGUGUCUUAUUCUAUCUAGAAUUUCUAUUAUGUGACGUGUCAACUCUAGGCAAUAAUGACACUGUGUCUCCGCUCAGUAUCAGUGGAGUUUUUGUCCGUAGUCAAUUUUUGAUCCAUUGUUUAAGUGCUGUUGCUUCUCUUGAAAUUCUCACUGAUAUAGUCACGUUUUCACUUUUUUUCUAGCCUUGAACAAGGGCUAUACCAGUUGGUAAAAACCCUGUUGAGUUAUUUUUGAUUUUUUGAAAUUUCCAGUCCCACAUGGACAUUUUUUGAACAGAGCUUUUUUACCUUAUCUUACCUUUUAACGUAGGACUUGUUGUCCCCUUCAUUCCUAGUAUUGCAUAAAAUUUUAUGUUGAUUAAAAUUUGAUCAACUUACCUAUUUUUUUUUAUUAUUUAAAAAAAUUAGUCGUUUGUCCUGAAAUUACAUGCAUGAGUGUUAAAGAAUGGUUUUUAACUUACUUAAUUAGUGAUGAUUGACCAUCUCAGUAGGAAAGAAAAGGAAUUGAAACCCUCAUUAAGUAUGACCCUUCAUUGGAAAAAAUUGUACUUAAACAGAUUAUUUUGUCUGACCUCGUCAAUUCAUAUUAAACUGCAUGAGACUAUUCUAAACUUACCAUCCUAUUGGAGCUUAUCAGUUUGACCAUGAAGUAGUGUUGUGAGGAAUAUGCAUUCAAGGCUUCAUUGUAAAAGCUAAUCCAGCAUAUGUGACAGCGUUCUUCCAUAAGGCAGAAUGUCAUAUGAGAAACCCUGCAGAAUGAAUUGCCCUAAAUGUUUAUUGUAAAAAAAAGGGGGGAUUUAAGCCCAAGUUAGAGAAGAGACAAUCUUGUAUGAAAUUAACAUUGGACACAGUUCAGAAUUUAAGGAGAUUGGUCCUCGUUUUUCAGUGUUUCAGAUAAACACAGGGAUUCAUCACAGACCAAUCUAUUAGGCUCCUUCAUCUCUUAGUUUCAGUAAAGGAGAAAUAUUGAGAAUCCGUCGAUGAACUCAAGGAGCUCUGACUGUAUUUCACGUUCAUGAAAAAAAUUCAAUUCCAACCUAAGUUUUAAAACUUAUUUUUUACAAACUGGUAGCCUGUGUAAUUCUUAUUUACCUAAAGUUUUAAUUAAAAUUCUUGACUUAAAGUCUGGAUUUUGGCUAAGUUUUCUCUCGGAAAAAAGUAGGCGGUAGAUGAUGAAAAGUUUAAAUUAGAACAUUAGACAUUCCACUCGAAGUAUGACUCAUAGGGAUGUAUGAAGUAAGAGAGUCAAAGUAGCAAAGGGCAAAUUAAAGUCAUCAUGUAUAGCUUAAUUGAAUCUACAAAAAUAAUUGUAACUCAGUGAUGCACUUCUGACAUGAAGACUCUCACCCUUUUCCUAGGAAUUCUCUUAGUUUUUAUUUUAAUCAUAACUUCAGUCGAAGCUAAUUUGGCCUUAAUCCUGUGGGAAUAUUUGUAAACAACCAAUGAGCACUCAGCCUUGACUUCACCAUUUUUCUCGAAACUAACGUUCUUUGACAAAACUCAGCUGUCCAUUCAGAAAUUAAGUGGAAGUAAGAACGUUCAAGAACGCAUCAGCUAAAAUUAUUUACAAUUCCAAUAGUUCCAGAAGUUCUCUUUCUUUUUAAACUUCCAAUCGGCCAUGGCUGUGCUGCAGUGCUUUUUACAGAAUUGAGGUAAGUCACGUUCAAUUAACUUAUGUGAAUAGGAAAUAUAACUCUCUUGCUAAUGAAACUAUAAUCUCUCUAAAUAACCAUUUCCCUAUGACUGGAAUUCACAAAUGUAGAUUGUAUUACCAGCGGAUGCGGCAUUUACCAAGUUCGAUUACUUGGUGAACUCUAUAAUCUAUAUGUUUGUAAUUUCAGAUCCAUCAAACUUUCUUUGAAAGCAUGGUUUGUGAAACAUGCACUAUUCAUCGAAAAAAAAAUAAUAUUAACAAAUUCCGGAAGCUUUGCAGAGAGGACAGUCUGCACCUUUGUGCAUUCUUGUCAGAAAAAACUAGGAUCUAAGUUGUAAGCGCAGUCGAGCUCAGAUUUGCCCAUGGUUACUUGUAGUUUCCAAGAGAGCUCCUCUAACACAGUCAAGAAAGAGAGACUUGCCGUAACACUGGGGGGGAGGGCGAGAAAAAUUCUUAAGAAAUAACUGAAUUUUUAUGUUCAAGGCUGGUUUAAAAGCGAGUCCUAUUUUUUAGAAACAUUUUUAUAGUUUUAAUUUGCUUGUAUGAGAUUAGAGGAAAUAAUAGCAGGAUAUUUUAAUUUUCAACUGACUGGCCAUUUACCAAUUUUUUUUUAUACUCGAUUCGAAGUUUAUAGUCAAUGGAGUUUGUUUAUACUGUUGAUUCUUAUUUUUGAGAGGGAGGUGUAGCUGCAUAUUACAUUCGUCUUUUUUUUUUUCUGUUCUUAACUUGAGUAGGUGCUCUUAGCUUCUGAAAAACCAACUCCUCUUCUUAUUGACCUAUCUUGUUUGUACCCAUCUUCUCAUUUGCUGUAAUUUACGAAAAAUGGAACACGCUACCUAUCUGUAUUUUGUCAUAAGGACAGUUAAACGCCAUUUUCCUGUCCAAAUCACCACUUCUUAAGCUUGAGGAAAAGUAUCUUUUUCUCAUUUAUUUAAUUUAUGUUUCUGUUCUUCUCAAUUGUAAUGUUUUAAAUUCAGAAAAAUACAAAUAUUUUUAAAAAAA